This is a messenger RNA of Cynoglossus semilaevis (tongue sole), 1873 nucleotides long. It is a transcript of the gene slc2a8, whose product is annotated as solute carrier family 2 member 8. The coding region runs from base 252 to 1751 and encodes 499 amino acids. The transcript has 10 exons. Gene Ontology annotation, cellular component: membrane. Gene Ontology annotation, biological process: D-glucose transmembrane transport. The record is from RefSeq and is a predicted model, not a curated record. Gene Ontology annotation, molecular function: D-glucose transmembrane transporter activity. NCBI's taxonomy places the organism in Eukaryota, Metazoa, Chordata, Actinopteri, Pleuronectiformes, Cynoglossidae.
ACGUGAUUGUUGACAAAAGACAAACGAGUUGACCAGUGCGGGAAAAGCUGGUCACAUCAGGUCCUUUGACUGUCAGACCGUGCGGUUCUGGUCGGGCUUUUCUGCGCUAACCAACAGAAGCUAAUGUUGUCUUGUUGUUUUGUCAGCGAACCAGUCUGUUUGUUUAUUUAUCACGAAACAGUUUGUUCGUGACAAAUGCGCGACACAUUGACACAUUGAACGCGGAAGUAAAUAUUUUUGUGCCACCGGUGAUGGACCCUUACAGCGAGAGGAGACGGCUGCUGGACGCGGACGAUGCCGGAGCAGACGACCCGACAGGAGUGCUGUCCGAGCAGGACUCGUAUCUGAGUAAAGUGAAGAACAGGAACUUGUACCUGGCGACCUUUGCAUCAGUUCUGGGUCCCAUGAGCUUCGGCUUCGUGCUGGGCUUCAGCUCCCCGACCCUCCCUGAGCUCACCCACAGCCCUGACCCCCGGCUGCAGCUGGACGACAUCCAGGCCUCCUGGUUUGGGUCGAUCGUAACGUUGGGAGCGGCGGCAGGCGGCCUGCUGGGUGGAUGGCUGGUGGAGAAGAUCGGGAGAAAACUCAGCCUGAUGUUCUGCUCGCUGCCUUUUGUCUGUGGCUUCACCAUCAUCAUCGCAGCGCAGAACGUGUGGAUGCUGUACGUGGGGCGAGUGCUCACGGGCGUGGCCAGCGGUGUGACAUCACUGGUCGUACCGCUCUACAUUUCAGAAAUGGCUCAUGAGCGUGUCAGAGGGACUCUGGGCUCCUGUGUACAGCUCAUGGUGGUGCUCGGCAUUAUGGGAGUUUAUCUCGCAGGUCUCUUCUUGGACUGGCGCUGGCUGGCGAUCUGCAGCUCCAUCCCACCCACGCUGAUGAUGGUCUGCAUGUGCUUCAUGCCGGAGACGCCGCGCUUCCUACUGUCACAAGGCAAGAGGCGGGAGGCUGUGGACGCCCUGCGUUUCCUGCGGGGGCCCGACGCCCCGGUGGAAUGGGAGUGCGCUCGCAUCGAGGACGCCUGCCAGGAGAGAGAUUCAGGUUUCCGGCUGUCGGACCUGAAGGACCCUGGAGUCUACAAACCUCUGAUCAUUGGCAUCAUGUUGAUGGUCUUUCAGCAAAUGACGGGGAUCAACGCCAUCAUGUUCUACGCUGAGAACAUUUUUGAACAAGCACAUUUUAAGCAAAGUGACCUGGCGUCGGUGAUCGUGGGCCUGAUCCAGGUCGUCUUCACCGCCAUCGCGGCACUGGUCAUGGACAAGGCCGGGAGGAAAGUCCUCCUCGUCGUCUCAGGCGUCGCCAUGGCGAUCAGCACCACGGCGUUUGGCGUGUACUUCUACCUGAUGGCUCGACUCCACCCGGGAAAAUCCCUGGGCCUCCUGAUACUGGAGAGCACUGGAGAAGAAGCCGACGCUAACCUGGCCUGGCUAGCCCUCGCUAGCAUGGCUAUCUUCAUAGCAGGUUUUGCCCUGGGUUGGGGUCCAAUCCCGUGGCUCAUCAUGUCGGAGGUUUUUCCCGUCAAAGCCCGAGGGUUUGCCAGUGCCGUCUGCGUCCUGACCAACUGGAGCAUGGCUUUCCUGGUGACCAAGACCUUCCAGGACAUGAUGCUCCUUCUCACCAGCGCUGGAACUUUCUGGUUGUUUGCGUCGAUGUGCGUCCUCAACGUCAUCUUCACCCUGGCUGUCAUCCCCGAGACGAAGGGCAAGACGCUGGAGCAAAUCGAAGCCGUAUUCAGAGGAGAGUCAGGUCCAUGAAGUCCACCCGUCAACCUGUCUGUACCUGGACAAUAAUUAGGAUUGCGAUUAAAAUGGUCCGCUUUAGCAGAUGGGGAGAAAAUGCAAAAAAAAAAAAAAAAAAAAAUUCCAGAAAGUUCGUU